AUGCUGAUACAGCGGAGCUAUGUGCUAUUUGGAGUGAUAGUCGGUAUUAUAUCUUCUGCAUGCCAAAGUGUUGGAUUAAUACUACAACGGAAAUCUCACCUCGAUAACCAGAGAAAUCUGUGGAGAAUAGGGUUCUUACUUUUUGUCACAAGUAAUAUUCUGGGCUCCUCCAUUCAGCUGACCACUUUACCGUUGAUUAUACUGAGUUCAUUGCAAAGCAGUGGUCUUGUCUUCAACUGUGUAUUCAACUGGCUAAUAAUGAAUGAGGAGUUCAACAGAAAAAGUGCCAUCAGCAUUGCGAGUAUCAUUGUGGGAGCGUUGAUUCUGGGGGUGGUUGGGAAUAUCAUACCAGAGCCAAGAUUCAUAGGAUUGAAAGAAUUUCAACAAUUAAUUGCCACGAGGGCAUUUAGGCAAUGGUAUAUAUUCGAUAUGUGCGUUGUUCUUAUUUGCCUGGGCUUAUUUUCCAAAAGAUUUUACCCAGGACUUUCAUUAGGAGUCGUCAGUGGAAUCUUAUCAGCAUUUUCUGUGUUGCUGGCUAAAACUAUUAUCCAAAUCUUCAUUAGUGAACUAUCUUUUUCAUUAUUCAGAUCUGUCUUUGGAUACAUCAUAGUGUUUUUCUUAUUAUGUUUUGCACAGCUAGUUUCAUUGAAUCAAGGCCUCAAGAUAGUCUCAACAGCAAUCCUCUAUCCGUUGGUUUUUUGCAUUUACAAUGUGACUAAUAUCUUCAAUGAAAUAAUCUUUUAUCAGUUAUUUGACCAUAUCAACUUUUUCGUCGCUAUCUCAUUAGUUGUGGGUACUUCAAUUUUGAUCUACGGAGUAGCAAUUCAGUCCUCCUUAAACGACCAACAUCAACAUUCCUCCCUGGUAACAGUGCAAACUCCUUUACUUGGAAAACAGCAGUCCGAUGAGGAGUCAGAAUACGUUUCUUUUGGAUCACCGAAAGGUUCAACUUCUUUUCUCAAUGACCAUUUUAAGAGAAACUCUGUAUCAAUAGAAGAUUCUUUUGACUAUGACGAUCUGUUAAUCUCGUCAACACCAAAAAUAAGUAAUACUCAGAGAGAGCUGUUGAUGGAAUUGAAUUCUCCAAAAUCUCCAAGGUCUCCCAAGUCAAGCAAGAAAACUAGGGACUUCGACAGUCCAAUCCAGUGA
Messenger RNA from Komagataella phaffii GS115, 1149 nucleotides. RefSeq lists its product as hypothetical. Gene Ontology annotation, molecular function: magnesium ion transmembrane transporter activity. Lineage: Eukaryota; Fungi; Ascomycota; Pichiomycetes; Pichiales; Pichiaceae. Gene Ontology annotation, biological process: magnesium ion transport. The record is from RefSeq and is a predicted model, not a curated record. The transcript has a single exon. The coding region runs from base 1 to 1149 and encodes 382 amino acids. Gene Ontology annotation, cellular component: membrane.